AUGGCGAAGAAGGGAGGACUCAAGGCGACUCUUGCGCGAUCGCUGCAGGUUGAAAAGGCACAAAAGGUCGAGGCCGAAAAGGCCAAGCGACGGAAGGAAUUUGAGGAGGGAAAACGAAAGUCUCAGACUCAGGGAGCAUCCAAGAGCCAAAAGCAGGCCAAUAAGCGACAGAAGCUCGAGCACCAAAGGCUGUAUGAGAAGUCUGACGAAUCUGCUCCUUUGACCGAAGAGCAGAUUCGAAUUCGUCGAGAACGAACCAUUCCCUGGAACAAGGAUGACAAGAUUCUGUUGUUAGGAGAGGGAGAUUUCUCUUUUGCGCUCUGCUGCAAGAAGGAAAAGCUGGCGACCAACAUUGUGGCGACGGCUUUCGACUCGGAGGAGGAGGUGAAACGAAAGUAUGAGAAUGGUGCUGAGAAUCUGAAGGAACUGGAGACUGAAGACAAGUCCGAAGACAAUGGGGAAGGAGAGGAGAACGACGAGGAGGGCUUUGAGGAGGAACUUGAGUCUGAGGACGAGCUGAAUGAAGCCGUAGAGACCAGCUCUCAUUUUGACAUUGAUGCUACGAAGCUGUCCAACUACAAGAUGUUUAAGAACAUGUCCAACGGUAACAAGUUUGAUGCUAUCGUGUUCAACUUUCCCCAUACCGGAGACGGUAUCAAGGACCAGGAUCGAAACGUUCUGCGAAACCAACAGAUGCUGCAUGCCUUCUUCAAGUGCGCUAUUCCUCUUCUGAAAAACGGAGUGGAGGUGUACGAGAAAUAUCAGAAGUACAAGGCCAAACAUGACGGCAACCCUCCAAAGCCAGGAACUUCACAUUACAAGGCGCCUGCCAAGCCUUCCAAAGCUGCUAAGAAUGCGAUGGCUGGAUAUAGUAUUUACGGGCGAGCACCUCUCAGAACAGGAAAGGUCAUUGUGACUUUGUUUGACGGUGCACCAUACAACCUUUGGGCAGUCAAAUCUUUGGCCAAGGAUGCCGGUUUCAAGUCGGUCUACACUGGGCCUUUCGACUGGGAGGUAUUCCCCAACUACCACCAUCGACGAACUAGAGGAAUGGGAGAUACCACCAAGAAGGCAGAGACUCGAAAGGCCAAGUUCUUUGUCUUUGAGGUUGAGGAUGGUCGAGGUAUUAUUACUAAGAAGAUCGAGAAUGAUGAUGGUUCCGACAGUGAGUAG
Messenger RNA from Yarrowia lipolytica CLIB122, 1173 nucleotides. RefSeq lists its product as uncharacterized. Gene Ontology annotation, biological process: rRNA base methylation. Gene Ontology annotation, molecular function: rRNA (uridine-N3-)-methyltransferase activity. The record is from RefSeq and is a predicted model, not a curated record. NCBI's taxonomy places the organism in Eukaryota, Fungi, Ascomycota, Dipodascomycetes, Dipodascales. Gene Ontology annotation, cellular component: cytoplasm.